Molecule: messenger RNA, 3111 nt
Organism: Terrapene triunguis (Three-toed box turtle)
Lineage: Eukaryota; Metazoa; Chordata; Testudines; Emydidae
Gene: PNPLA7
Product: patatin like phospholipase domain containing 7
Exons: 13
Coding region: 176-1612 (478 amino acids)
Biological process (GO): lipid metabolic process
Cellular component (GO): endoplasmic reticulum
Molecular function (GO): phosphatidylcholine lysophospholipase A1 activity
Source: RefSeq, a predicted model, not a curated record
CCAUGAGUACAGGCUAUCUAGCUGGCUGGGGCAGCAGGAAGAUAUUCACCGUAUUGUGCUCUACCAGUCUGACAGCACCCUUACUCCUUGGACACAGCGCUGUAUCCGACAGGCGGACUGCAUCUUAAUAGUAGGGUUGGGAGAACAGGAGCCCACUGUUGGAGAGCUAGAAAGGAUGCUGGAGAACACAGCAGUCCGAGCCCAGAAACAGCUGAUCCUGCUCCAUAAAGAGGAUGGGCCUCUCCCUUGCCGAACUGUGGAGUGGCUCAACAUGAGGAGCUGGUGCUCAGCUCAUCUUCACCUCCGCUGUCCCCGUCGAGUCUUCUCCCGGAGGAGCCUGCCCAAGCUGAUAGAAAUGUAUGAACGAGUAUUUCAGAAACCACCAGACCGUCACUCUGACUUCUCUCGACUAGCCCGUGUUUUGACUGGAAAUGCUGUGGCCCUAGUGCUCGGAGGUGGUGGAGCCAGGGGGUGCUCCCAGGUGGGAAUUAUCAGGGCACUGAUCGAAGCAGGCAUUCCAGUUGAUAUGAUUGGAGGAACUUCCAUUGGCUCAUUCAUGAGUGCACUGUAUGCUGAAGAGCGUAGCUAUAAUCAAAUGAGGAUCAAAGCCAGGCAAUGGGCAAUGGAUAUGAAUUCAGUGUUUAAGACUGUGCUAGACUUGACAUAUCCAAUAACCUCCAUGUUCUCUGGAGCCUCAUUUAACAGUGGCAUCAGCAACAUCUUCAAAGACAAACAGAUUGAGGAUCUGUGGAUUCCUUAUUUCACUAUCACGACUGACAUUACUGCGUCAGCCAUGAGGGUCCACACAGAUGGUUCCCUUUGGAGGUAUGUCCGUGCCAGCAUGUCACUGUCUGGGUACAUGCCCCCUCUCUGUGAUCCAAAGGAUGGACAUCUCUUGAUGGAUGGAGGUUAUAUCAACAAUCUUCCAGCGGAUGUUGCAAGGUCCAUGGGGGCAAAAGUGGUGAUAGCAAUUGAUGUGGGCAGCCGGGAUGAGACGGACCUCACCAACUACGGCGACGCUCUGUCUGGCUGGUGGUUGCUGUGGAAGAGAUGGAAUCCCCUCGUUGAAAAAGUGAAGGUGCUGAACAUGGCAGAGAUCCAGACCCGGCUUGCGUAUGUGUGCUGCGUGCGGCAGCUGGAGAUGGUCAAGAACAGUGAAUAUUGUGAAUACAUUCGACCGCCCAUCGACAGAUAUGGCACCCUGGACUUUGGGAAGUUUGAUGAAAUCUGUGAAGUGGGAUAUCAGCAUGGGAAGACAGUAUUUAAUGUCUGGGGCAGGAGCGGAGUCCUUGACAAGAUGUUAAAAGACAGGCAGGAGAUCUGCAAAUCCAAAACAUCUGGUAUUGUGACCUGUCCUAGUACCUCUUUCACUGACUUGGCAGAAAUCGUGUCCAGAAUUGAGCCGGUCAAAGCAGCUCUGGUAGAUGAUGAAUCUGACUAUCAGACUGAGUAUGAAGAAGAAAUUCUAGACAAUCAGAAGGACGAUUAUGCUAAUUUCCUAAGCAGCCAGGUGGAAGAGGAUUCUGACUCCGAUGAAGAUGUACAGAUAAGAAAACGCAUCACCAUCCCCAAACAGGAGAGCCGAUCCAGCAGUACAGGGGAGCCCAGCUAAUCCCUAGGGGAGCCAUCAGGACUUGUCUUUCAUUUGAUCACAUAACUGUAGUUUCACUGACAAGAGCCCUUUUUAUAAAGAGAUUGCCUGGUUGAGAUGUUGCAGUUACUCAAACUUCUCAGAUCAGGAUGGAGGGGCUAUUUAACUGUCCUUAAUGAAGCACAAGACUUGCCAGUGCACUACCCACAUCUCCAUGCCCAGUGAGAUCUCAUGCCAUGGAAAUUUGCAAUGACUUUGCUCCUUUUUCCAGGUGCCAUUGUGGGUUGUGAGUCACUGAUCUCUCUGGGGUUUGUACGAUGAAGGGGUGUGCUGGGAGUUGUCUGUGGUUAGAAGUAUGUUCAGAUGCUGCUUUGGCUGUCUGCCACCAUGGGUUCUGUUUGCUGUUCUGGCCCAGAAGGCUCAAAAAAAUGAACAUUGCUGGAAAGUAUGUGCACUGCCACUGCUGCGAAGGGUAAAUACAUGAGCAUUAGAGUGCAGGGGUGUUUGUCACAGGAGCCAGGCAGCCAUGUUGUUAACUCAGCUCUGUAUUUAUUUUGCAACUGUGUAAGUGGGAGUAUUGCUGUGAUAGUAGGAUAAAGGGUCUCUGUCUGCAUUUCGCUUGAAGACUUAAUGGGAAAUCUAAAUGCUACAAGUUAAUUACUCUGAAUGUUACUCAUUUGCUUCAGAUGCUGUAUAAUCAAACCAUCUGCAGGAGCAUGUAAUGAUGGUGCAUUUAGUUGCUAUUUGCCAGGCAGUUACAGAGUAGCUACAUAGCUACAUAGCUGUAGCGACCUUGUGAAACAAAGUGGUAACUGCUGAAAUGAAAUGCCUGUACGUGGUUGUCAGUGGGUUACAAGAUUUUGUCAUUGAUCAGUAACUGCUUUGUGGGGUGUGAUAAAAUACCAGGCAGGUUAUGUUGAGUCCAUAAGAGUUCAUGUUUUAAAGGCCUCAGUGCCGGCAUGCAAAACUUGCCCAACUUUUCAGGAGCUCCACAAAGGCUGCAGCCAUCUAAAAUGGAGCAGUCCAGAUUCCAUUCCCAGCAUGGUACGCUCUGUCACGACCCCAGUGGAAGGUGUUUGAAUGCCAAAGAUUUUUGGGAAUGCACCAGUAGCCCAAAGAUCUUAAGUCACUUCUGCUGAGAUCAGAACCUUCCAAGGUGACACUUGUACUUUUGAAGACACCCUCAGUUUAUAACCACAUCUGGAGUCCUUAUUAUAUAUGUAUUUUAAAAUAAAAUUGCAGCAGAGAAAUCGAUGCUUGCUGUUGUCACUUACCAGAAGGCUACAGGAGCUGUGGAUGGCUGCACCAAUUCAGUACACGUGGUCAUUCACCCAUGCAGGGCCCUGCAACAUCUAGAAAGUUGGGGCAGCAUCCAGGAUUGUUACGGAUCCGGAGGGCAAGUUGCCUUUGAGCUUUGUACUGUCUCUCAAGGAGUUGCAUACCUUCUAAUGCGAGGUAUUAGCCCUCAACGGGUAGUGAUCAAUGGCUUGAUGUCUAGUUGGCAGCCGGUAUCAAGCGGA